CUCUUCCUCCCAGACAAACAAACGAGUAAACCUCCCGAAGCGAAGAAAACUAAAGGAGUAAACCACUUGCGAAGUCAUCACACACACGCACACUCUCUCGCUCUCUCUUUGCUUUAUUUUUCUAUCUCGCCGUCGAUUCGCCGGAACCCUAAUUCGAUCCGCCGGAGAAUUGAAGACUCCAGUAAGUACACAGUCUUCGGCGACUUUGGGCUUAACUUUUGUUAGGUUUGAGGUGUGUGCUCUGGUUGAGAGUGUUAAAAGACUUAACCCUAGGGAUUUUUGUUUGGAGCAGUAGAUGACCGUACGAUUGGGGAGCAGUUGAGAGAUCGAACGAGCCGGAUUUCGUCACCGGAUGGAGGGAGGGAUACACCCAUGGAUUAUGAUGACAAUGAUUUUCAAAGCCAGAAUCUUCAUUUAGCUGGAGAAGGAAGCACCAAAUUUCCACCGGUUUUACGGCCAUAUGCUCUUCCCAAGUUUGAUUUUGAUGACAGCCUUCAGGGGCAUUUAAGGUUUGAUAGUUUGGUUGAAACAGAAGUUUUUCUUGGCAUUGAAAGCAACGAAGAUAACCGUUGGAUUGAAGAUUUCUCUCGGGGGGGUAGUGGGAUAGAGUUCAGUUCAAGUGCAGCAGAAUCUUGCUCUAUAGUGAGGCGUAAUAAUGUUUGGUCUGAGGCCACUUCCUCAGAAUCUGUUGAAAUGCUAUUGAAAUCUGUUGGCCAGGAAGAAAUUAUUCCCAGACAAACUGUUGUUAAGGAGUUAGAUGCAUGUGAUGAACUGGGUUGCUUAACAAAGCAAAUGGAGCCUAGUCUGAUACAUGAUGAUAAUAUUCUUCCUAAAUCAGGGGAUGUUACAGAUUUACAGUCUACAUUACCGCAGGAUGAGAUUCCUGAAAACUUUUCUGGGUUAGAGGGUGAUAUACUGGCCGAGCGGUCUCAUGUUGAAGAUACUUCACAAACUCAGGAAGAUGAGUUUUCUGCUGAUGGAAGAUCGGGUGAACUGGAUCCUAAUGCUGUCAGUGUAAAGAGUAGCUUACCUGUGAUUGAGGAAAGUCCAUUUGCUGAUGGUAAAGCUAAUGAUGCAAAUAGAAGAGGUGUUGAUAUGUUGGCUGAUGAAUAUCUGGAUGACAAAGCACAAGAAGAUUCUUCUGCAUCAGCGAUGCAAGUUGAUAAUUUGGUUACCUGUACACUCAAUAAAAUUACAAGUGGCAAUGAGGUGAAUGAUCAAGAUCUCCAACAUCAGAUAGAUGAUAUUAGCAAUAUGAACUCAGAGGAACCGCAAACAGGAAAUGUUGAGCAGGAGGUGGAAUUUCAUGUGGUAAGCAGAGAGGCUAAAAUGAAUGAUCAAAAUUUGGAUGAAAAUGUAGUUGAAAGUGGUACCUUUCAUUUAGAAAGCCCUCUUGGUUCGCUCCCAAAGAUAGACUCUGUGAAAGAAGGAAAUGCAAUUGAAAAUUGCACCAGUAAUGUGGUGGAACCUUCUAGUAUGUUACAGAAUGAUGAUUCUGACUUGCAUAUGGUGGAACAAUGCAGAGAGGAUGUAGAUUCCAGCAUUCCUGCCGAGCCAAGGAAAUGUGAUAAUGUGGUUUUGUUAAAAGAUGAUGUAGAUUCCAGCAUUCUUGCCAAGCCAAGGAAAUGUGAUAAUGUGGUUUUGUUAAAAGACACAGAGGUUGGUGAUCCAUUUAAAGUAAAUACACAUGAGGUCACACGACUGGCCUUUAAGGGUGAUACUAGUAAUGAGGGAUAUGCAGUACAAGUUAGCGAUCCCAGUGCUGGAAUAUGCAUAAGCAUGGUGCCAAAGAUGGAUGCCAUUGUUCAGCUAACACAUGGACAGGAAAGUAAUGUUGAGAAGGAUGAUUUGUUACAAACUAGUCGCCAAUUAGAUAAUAAGAUUUUAGUAAGCAAAUCUGAGCCAUCCACGACGUCCAUGGAGGAAAAUAAGGUUUCUGAGGGUGAAGGCGACAAAAACAAUAAUCGUCAUGUAGGAGGUAUUUCUAGUGUGACUUUGGUGUGUUCUUCAGGUGAAUUGCUUGGGGGAACACCUCAGACUGGAACUCUGAAAGUUGUCCUUGAUGUUUCUGGAGCGCCUAGUGAGAAUCUAAUCGCUGAAUCCACUCAAACAUGUGAAGAAGAUAAAUUCUGUGGGCAGGGUGAUGUUCAUAAAUGUGAUAAAAAUGUUUCAUUUAGUGAAAAGGAGAGCACAAUACUGCCUUCUGAUUCUAGUAAUGUGGAUGGUGUGGUUGGUAGAUCUCUUAUCAUCGGUAAGGGAGUGGGGAGCUCAUCUUUUCAUGAAGCAUCAAAUGCUAACUUGGAAAAUGCUAAGGUGGUAUCCUGUCACACGAUGGAUGGUGUUUUCUUGCCUUCUAAUGAUAUCACUACUGAUGGAGUUAUUGAUGGCCAAGAGGUUCAAAUGACAGCUUCUGUUGGGGAGCUUACUCACUCGGAUGAAAAGGAGCCAACUGCAACCAAGACAUCUUCAGAAGCAAGAAUAUCUACUUUGAUGGAAUCUUCAGAAGUGGAAACUGAAUCAGGUCCUGUUUCUGAGACUGAAAAAGAUGCAUCUCAUGCUUCUGCUGGAAAGCUGCUACGAGAAAAUGUUGAUCUAUCUCUGUCAAUGACAGAAACCCGUGAUGCUGAAAGCCAGGCUGAAGCCCAAACAAUAUUUGCUGCUGAAGUUUACCAGCAAUGCGCGAGGGGGAUGGAAGUGCAUGCUGUUAUUUGUGAUAUAGCAGCAAAAGUGGGGGGUGGUGAAAAGGCAGCCCCAAAAGUUGCAGAACCAAUUCUAAACAAUGAUAUGAUGCUCACACAAUCUGUGUCUUUACCAUUGGAAGAAUCUUGCCGUGAUACUGGCCAAAAAGAUCUGGAAGCCGAUGAUACUACAGUUUCUGGAGAUAAGAAUUGUAGGGAAACUGCCAUGCCAAGCACCAAUAGUGAGGUUUUAAAACUUCAUGAGGAUUCCUUUUCUUCUCUUUUGCCCAAAUCUCAAAAUAUGUUAUGUGCACUGGGAAGUGGAAGUACUUCUGGUGAUCCUGGUAAAUUGACCUAUUCCCCUAAUAUUAUAAAAACUGCUGAGCUUUCUCAGAGCGAAAAUAAAAAGGAGGAAAUGAACGCGUCCACAGAGGAGGGACUCAACAGGUCCACAGGUCAGAAUGCCUCGAUUUCGGAGGUCAUUGAUGUGGAUGCCAGCAAUGUUUUGUCUAUUUCUGGGGGUCCAAAAGGAAACUGCACCUCCAAAGAUGGGAGGAGCUUCGGUUUUGAGAUUAGUUCAUUGGCAGAUUCGUCGAGAAAAGACACUGGCAAGAAUUCACAACCCUUUCCUUCUAUUUCCACUGGCAAUGUAACGCCUGUUGUAUUGAAUUCUCCUUCAACCUCUGGCUUAGGCCAAAUGGAGGCCAAGAUGUCACAAGAUAUUUCUUAUGGAUGUCCACAAGUAUCUGAAGGACAGAUUACACGUGGCGAUUCAAAAAGUACUCAUGAGCGUAAAAGUAAGCGACAAGCUGGUAAGGCAACUGGAAAGGAAACUGCUAAAAGAGGAAAUCAUGCAAAAGAAACAGCUCUUACAAGACAAUCAGAAAGAGGGGACAAAUCAACAAAUGUGUCCCUGAGCCCAUCUGCAAUUUUCCAGUUUGUGCAAUCCAGUGAAAUGCAGCACUACGGGCAUAUAGAAGGCAGUAGUACAAAACCAAUUUUUGUUCUUACUGCUUCAACAUCUAGUCUGCCGGAUUUGAAUACUUCAGCUUCACCAUCGACAGUGUUUCAACAGCCUUUCACGGACUUACAGCAAGUGCAAUUGCGUGCUCAGAUCUUUGUUUAUGGAGCUUUAAUUCAAGGAACAGUUCCUGAGGAAGCACAUAUGAUAUCAGCAUUUGGUGGACCUGAUGGUGGAAAGAGCAUUUGGGAGAAUGCCUGGCGUGCAUGCAUGGGAAGGCUACAUGGUCAAAAGUCUCAUCCUAUCACUCCUGAAACCCCUCUGCAGUCACGUUCUGGUGUUAGGACUCCUGAACAAGCAAUUAAACAAAGUGCACUUCAAAGUAAAGGUAUCGGUUCACCUCUUGGUCGAACCAGUAGUAAGGGUAUUCCAACAGUUGUAAAUUCGAUGAUACCCCUUUCAUCACCACUGUGGAGUAUUCCUACCCCUUCUUGUGAUGCCCUGCAAUCUAGUGUCAUGCCAAGAGGUUCAGUCAUGGAUUAUCAGCAGGUACUUACUACAUUGCAUCCUUAUCAAACUCCUCCAGUUAGAAACUUUGUUGGACAUAACACUUCGUGGAUAUCUCAGUUCCCUUUUCGUGGUCCCUGGAUGGCUUCUCCACAAACUUCUGCACCUGAUGCCAGUACUCGUGUUUCUGUGUUACCUAACACAGAAACAAUUAAAUCAACUCCUUUAAAGGAAUCAUCUGUGCUACAUUCCUCUGGUAUAAAACACAUUUCCACUGGUCCAGUGGUUCAUAGUGGGGUUCCUACUAGCACUUCCCUGCUUGAUCCAAAAGAAGUAACAGUAUCACCUGGACAGAAUACUAAAGAUCCAAAGUCGAGGAGGAGGAAAAAGACUCCAGUGUCUGAGGAUCUAGGCCAGAUUGUUUUGCAACCUCAAUUUCAACCAGAACCAGUUUCUACUCCUGCUCUAACUAGUCAUCUGUCUACAUCUGUUGGCAUUGCAACACCCACAGGCUCUGCUUCUAAGGCCACUUCAGAGAAAAUGGUUAUAUCUCAGUCUCCUAUAUCAUGCACUGAUAAUCUCAAAAGGGUUGGCGAGGAUGUAGAGCAGAGGGCCACUUUGUCAGAGGAGACCCUCAGUAAAGUUAAGGAGGCUAGGUUACAGGCAGAGCAUGCUGCUGUUCUCUCUGCUGCUGCUGUUAGUCACAGCCAAGAAAUAUGGAGUCAGUUGGAAAAGCAAAAAAUUUCUGGACUGGUGUCAGAUGUUGAAGCUAAGUUAGCUUCUGCUGCUGUUGCAAUAGCAGCCGCUGCUGCUGUUGCAAAGGCAGCAGCUGCAGCUGCCAAUGUUGCAUCAAAUGCUGCAUUGCAAGCAAAGCUAAUGGCUGAAGAAGCACUUGUUGCAAAUGGUUAUGGCAAUCCCAGUCAAGGUAAUGGGACUUCUCUUCCUGAUAGUGUGAAUCUUCUUGAAAAGGCAACUCCUGCAGCCAUCCUGAAGGGUGAAAAUGGAACAAACAGUUCCAAUUCAAUCAUUAUAGCUGCUAAGGAGGCUGUUAGAAAGAGGGUUGAAGCUGCUUCAGCUGCCACAAAGAGAGCUGAAAAUAUGGAUGCCAUUGUAAAAGCUGCUGAGCUGGCAGCAGAGGCGAUAUCACAAGCUGGAAAGAUUGUUGCUAUGGGUGAUCCUUUACCGUUAAGAGAGCUGGUAGAAGCUGGGCCAGGGGGUUUUUGGAAAGUAUCCAGAGAAUCUUUUGAGCUAGUUGCGAAAUCAAACGGCACAAAUAGAGAACACCUAAACAAUGAUAGUGUUGGAGGAGGUCCAGAUAUUUCUACAAAGAAUUCAAAAGAGGGACCAGCAGAUAAGAAAGAAACUCAGAAUACUAAAUAUGAUAAAUCAUCUAUCCCAACAGAGAUGCCGAGGGAGUCAAUGGAGGAUCAAAUGAGAUUGGUAGAUGGCAUUUCAGCUACUGUCACAACUAAUGGAAAGGAUUCAAGAGGACAAAAGGGCCGAAAAGUUUCUGAUUUGGCUAAAACCAUUGGUGUGGUUCCUGAAUCUGAGAUUGGAGCAAGAUUUUCCAUUACUGUUCGGAAUGAGUCUGAAAAGGCUGUAGAAACUUUUAAACAGAACAGCAUCAAGGAGGGUUCACUUGUAGAGGUUCUCAAAGAUACGGAUGGAUUUAAAGCAGCCUGGUUCACAGCCAAGGUGUUGAAUUUGGAGGAUGGAAAAGCAUGUGUUUCUUACAAUGAACUUCAAGCAGAUGAUGGGGAGGGACAGCUGAAGGAAUGGGUAGCGCUUCAAGGUGAAGGAGACAAGGCACCAAGAAUACGUAUAGCCCGUCCUGUUACUGCUGUGCGAUAUGAAGGCACAAGGAAGAGACGCAGAGCGGCUAUGGGGGACUAUAAUUGGUCUGUCGGUGAUAGAGUUGAUGCAUGGAUUAGAGACAGCUGGUUGGAAGGGGUUAUCACCGAAAAGAUCAGUAAAGAUGGGACUACAUUAACUGUCCAACUUCCAGCUCAAGGAGAAACGUCAGUUGUGAGAGCCUGGGAUCUUCGGCCUUCUCUCAUUUGGAAUGAUGGGGAAUGGAUUGAAUUGUCCAAUUCGCGAGAACAUGACUCCGCUUCUCACGAGGGUGAUAUGCCACAGGAAAAACGACUCAAGUUGGGCAGUCCAAUGGUAGAGGCCAGAGGGAAGGAUAAGAUGUUGAAAAGCAAGGAUGUUGUAGAAUCAGGAAAACCUGAAGAAUCAAGAUUACUGGAUUUAUCAGCGAAUGACAAGAUAUUUAAUAUUGGUAAGGAUAGCAGAAAUGAGAAUAAGCCAGAUGCCCUCAGAACAAUAAGGACUGGUUUGCAGAAGGAAGGAUCAAGAGUGAUUUUUGGUAUUCCUAAGCCUGGAAAGAAGAGAAAAUUCAUGGAAGUAAGCAAACAUUAUGUUGCAGAUCGAAGCAAUAAGAUUAAUGAAGCAAAUGAUUCAGUUAAAUUUGUGAAAUAUAUGAUGCCUCAAGGAUCAGGAUCCCGUGGAUGGAAAAGUAGUUCUAAAGGUGAUUUAAAGGAAAAACGAGUCGCUGAAACCAAGCCCAGAGCUUUUAAGUCGGGAAAACAGCAAAGUGUUUCAAGUAGAACUAUUCCAGCAAAGGACAACCUUCUGAGUGCAGUUUCUGCUCCCGAUGAUGGCGCUUUGACAGAUCAUUUAGCAAAAGUCAAGGAUUCUGUAAGUCAUUUGGAGAAUGCAUCAGGAAAGCAUAACCAGUCAGAAAUUGGAUCACUUUCUAGCACUGAGGUAGCUGCAGAGGGCCCAAUUUUAUUUUCUUCACUGGCUCCCUCAUCAGACGGAUCCUUAAAGAAAGUUUCCACUUCAAAUGCCAAAUCUGAAAGGGUAAAUAAAGGAAAACUUGCACCUGCUGGUGGUGGAAAGUUGGCUAGAAUUGAGGAGGACAAAGUUUUUAAUGCUAAUCCUGCAAAAUCAACCUCUGAAGUUGUCGAGCGACGUAGAUCUAAUCGUAGAAUUCAACCAACGUCAAGGCUACUGGAAGGAUUGCAAAGCUCAUUGAUCAUCUCGAAGAUUCCUUCUGUUUCACAUGACAAGGGUUACAAAAGUCAGAAUAGGAGUGGUUCUAGAGGGAAUAACCAUGGCUGAAUGGAGCUUUUGCAAUGAGGUGUUCAAGUUCAGAGAAGAUCAGCUAUCAGAUGAUAAAUACACCAAGCUUAGUUCAUGUGUAUAUUAUUAUAGUAGGAGAGAAAAUUAGAAAUGGAAAUUCUUGCUUCCUAUGGCCUAGUCAAAAUCUAGUCAGUAGAUAAUAUUGAUUUAGUUUCUUCUAAAUUAUGAUUACCCUAGGUCCUUCCUAAUAGGUUGUAUAUGGAAAAUUCUCCAUGUAGUCUGGCUUGAAAUCACCGAGGAAGUUUGCAGAUGAGCAAUCUUGAUGCUUCUUUCCUUGCAAAAAAUUAACAUCUUUGACGUGCUGCUGUCUGUGUCUUUUUUCUCUCA
Molecule: messenger RNA, 7620 nt
Organism: Alnus glutinosa
Lineage: Eukaryota; Viridiplantae; Streptophyta; Magnoliopsida; Fagales; Betulaceae
Exons: 16
Coding region: 373-7272 (2299 amino acids)
Source: RefSeq, a predicted model, not a curated record